Molecule: messenger RNA, 1983 nt
Organism: Penicillium pulvis
Lineage: Eukaryota; Fungi; Ascomycota; Eurotiomycetes; Eurotiales; Aspergillaceae
Product: putative 5'-nucleotidase
Exons: 4
Coding region: 1-1983 (660 amino acids)
Biological process (GO): nucleotide catabolic process
Molecular function (GO): hydrolase activity
Source: RefSeq, a predicted model, not a curated record
AUGCAAUCCGGACUUUCGAUCACCUAUGCAUCCGUCCCUGAGACGGACCGCAGUCCCGAUUUACGUUUGAUUCACUUCAAUGAUGUCUAUCAUGUUGAAUCGGGGUCGGCGGAACCAAUUGGUGGUGUCGCCCGUUUCCAAUCCCUUAUGAACUACUAUCGGGACGACGUACAAUUUGCAGGCCAGCCUGAUAUCCUCACCUUUUUCUCGGGUGAUGCAUUCAACCCUAGUCUGGAGAGCUCCGUCACCAAGGGCAGGCAUAUGGUACCUUUUCUGAAUAACAUUGGAAUUGACGUCGCUUGCGUGGGAAAUCACGACCUUGACUUUGGAGUAGUUCAGCUCCGACACCUGGCAUCGGCUUGUCACUUCCCUUGGCUUCUAGCCAACGUGCUUGACCCUGCUCUUGGUGAGGGUGUUCCGAUUGCCAAUUGUGGGGCGACGUGCAUGCUUAAAUCGUCAAAUGGAAUCAAAAUUGGGGUGAUAGGCCUUGGCGAAAGAGAAUGGCUAGGAACUAUCAACUCUCUACCUCCCAACCUAAUCUACAAAUCAGCGACCCAGACAGCCAAAGAUUUAGCACCGCAACUCCGUGAAGAAGGAGCCGAGAUUAUCGUCAUUGUUUCCCACCAGCGUGAACCGAAUGAUAACAAACUCGCCACCAAUUUACCUGCAGGGUUGGUUGAUAUCAUCCUCGGUGGUCACGAUCAUUACUACUCACAUGCUGUGAUCAAUGGUAUCCAUGUGUUGCGUUCUGGUACCGAUUUUAAGCAAAUGAGCUAUAUCGAAGCUUUCCGAAAAUCCAAUGGUGCCCCUGGUUGGAAAUUCAAUAUCACAAGGCGAGAUGUCGUGCGGUCUAUCCCCGAGGCCCCAGGAACGAAUGCCAUGGUUGAUCGCCUAACAGCAAGUCUCAAGGCUAAGGUAGAGAAGCCGAUAGGGUAUACAGUUACCCCGCUGGAUGCCCGGUUUUCUACAGUUAGGCAGCAUGAAAGCAACAUUGGAAACUUCGUCUGCGACCUUAUGCGUUCAUAUCAUUCAGCUGACUGUGCAAUGAUGGCGGGUGGCACUAUUCGCGGCGACCAGAUCUAUCCACCGGGCAUACUACGCUUGAAAGAUGUGCUGAACUGUUUUCCCUUUGAAGAUCCUGUGGUCCUUUUACGAGUUAGCGGCCAGGCCUUGAUCGAUGCGCUCGAAAACGGAGUCAGCGAGCUUCCUGCACUGGAAGGUCGCUUUUGCCAGGUAAGUGGCUUAGCCUAUGGCUUCGAUCGAUCAGCCCCGCCGAUGUCGCGCGUUACAUUUGCUCGGAUCGGGGGCCAGCCUAUUGAUCCCGAGCUUAAGUAUACCGUAGCGACACGUGGAUACAUGGCCCGUGGAAAGGACGGGUUUUCAUCAUUGCUAGUUCAAUCAGAGAACGGAGAAGCUGAGGAGCUAGUCUGUGAGGAGAAUGGGGUUCUUAUCAGCACAAUCCUACGUCAGUACUUCCUGAGUCUGAAGGUCAUCAGCAAAUGGACCCGCUGGAGUGCCAGUCUGAAACGGCACUGGGGCUCUGUUCAUACCGACCUCCACCGUGAGGGCUGGGUGAAGCCUCCCUCUUCUUCUGCGUCGCCAGUAUCAGCAAAGGCGCCCAGGAACCCUUUGACCCGACCACCCCUUUCGAGAACGGGUCGAGAGGCCUAUUAUUACGGGCGUUUUCCACAGGAAGUGGAGCAGCACACUGCCAAAUCUGGUGGAACGAAUAGCGAUGCUAUGGACUCUGAUUCGGACGAGGAUCCCGAUGUCCUUCCUUCCCCGGAUACCAACUAUGUCACACUUCGAGCCCUUUCUUCGGCUGAUGAAGAACGUCGGCUAAGAUUGGCUCGGUGGGUGAUUGGCCGAUGGACGCGUCACGUUGGCGUGCGCUCGUCACUUACUGAAAGUGAUAGCGAAGCGCCUGCAUGGACAUCUGGUAUCUCGCCUAAGGUGGACGGUCGCAUUGUAGAGGUUCCAUAG